UUCCUAUUGGCUGGUUGCUUCGCCCCGCCAGUUGGAAGUAGAAACAGCGCCAUUAUCAAAACGCGUUCAUCUUGUUGAUCUUUUCGGUCUGUUUACCGACACGUUUUAACGAAUAGAGUCACGUAAACGGAGGUCAAACCAACGUUUGUGACGUUAUUAGUCGUUUAGUUAUCGUCCGGAUGACUCGAGCUUCGUCGUAUGUGAAGCUAACGAAGCUAACGCAAGGAGCUAACGGGGCUAACUUUAGCAGUUAGCCGGCCUCUCGAGCCGCGGUGUUUCCUGCGUUAAGUACCCGUUGAUAGAGCCGUUCUGUCGGCCACAGCAGGGAUGAGUUGCCCGGUGAACCUCCAGGAUCUCCCGUCCGGAGUCUUUGAAACGGUUUUUACUCCAGAAAACACGAGAACUAGAACGAUGACCUCUCUGACUCCGCUGAGUUUCCCCAAAACCAGAUCAGCUCUGUGGGACAGCAGCCCUGCAGGAGACAAGCUCCGCCUCCAGCUCUGCACUCGCAGGAAGCCUCGGCUGGUGCUGAUGGAGAAAGCUCUGCGAUUGGCUCAGCGUCAUGCCCGUCACAGCAACAAGCCCCGCCUCCUGUGUUUCCUCCUGGGCUCGCUGUGUGUGGACGCAGAUGAGGAGGGGGUGACUGUGACCCUGGACCGGUUCGACCCGGGUCGGGACCAGCCCGGAGCCUCGGGCCGGGUCCCCGCCGCGCUGCUACCCGGAGACGUCCUGGUCCCGUGUCUGUUCUCCGAAGAGACCUCGUCGGACGCCGUCGUCCAAUCAGAGGCUGAGCUGCAUCACUGCUUCAAGGUGUUGCAGCAGUGUGUGAGCGGCAGACAGACCCUGGACGUGUCUCAGCUGUUGAGGGUCAGAGGUCGUGUCGUCUGUUCCCAGCAGUCUGACGCCGCGUCCUUCGUCCUCAGCUGGUCGGCCGUGUGUCCGUCCCUCAGCGUGGACGUCCAGCCGGUCCGAGCCGUCCCCGUCAUCCCCACCGCUCUGCUGAGGAGCCUGACCGGAGCCAGACGCCCCCCCCUGCACGCCGGCCGUCAGAGAGGGUUUCUGACCAUGGACCAGACCAGGAAGCUGCUGCUGCUGCUGGAGUCGGACCCUAAAGCCUCCAGGCUGCCCCUGGUCGGACUCUGGCUGAGUGGAGUGGUACAGGUCUACAACCCUCAGGUGUGGGCAUGGUGUCUCAGGUUCCUGUGUAGCUCCGCCCUCCAGGACAGGGUUGUGUCGGAGAGCGGUUGUUUCCUCUUGGUCCUGUUCGGGUCCACCCACAGAGCCCCUCAGUUCUUCCAGUGUCGAGGAUCUGGAUCUGGACCACAGCUGGACUACCGCCUGCUGACCGCCUCCCAGUGUGUCACGCUCUACCAGCAGGCGGUCUCGGCGGAGGGGCGGACUCUGCGCUGUGAGCUCGGUUCAGAGGAUCGCAGCCGCCAGACGGAGAUCUUCAGAGAGGCUCAGACCUCCUUCAACAGAGCCGCCCCCUUGGCUGCCGGUCUCUCAGUCAGCGAUCAGGACUCGGGGGUGGAGGAUGAAGACUUGUCCCCCCGGCCGUCCCCGAGCCCCCACCCCCCCGCUCAGCAGGCUCGCAGAGUUCAGCCGUCUGUUCCUGAACUUUCUUUGCUGAUUGACAGCAGCUUGGUCUCCAAUCAGAACAGCUGGCAGGAUGCAGGCUCCGCCCACAGACAGGACAGGAAGUCUGCUCCUCCGACAGUAAACAGACCCGCAGCCCCCCCUCACCUCCACAGCACGCCAACCUCCAACCUGCAGCCGCCCUGCAGCUGCUGCUCCGCCCAAACCUACGACUGCACCUCCAUCCUCUCGUCCCCCGGACCCCGCCCCGCACACGCCCCGCCCAACUCUCCAAG
Etheostoma spectabile (orangethroat darter) is the source of this 1871-nucleotide messenger RNA. RefSeq names its product SCL-interrupting locus protein homolog. The annotation marks the transcript as partial. Lineage: Eukaryota; Metazoa; Chordata; Actinopteri; Perciformes; Percidae. Gene Ontology annotation, biological process: protein localization to centrosome; smoothened signaling pathway; microtubule organizing center organization. The transcript is spliced from 11 exons. Gene Ontology annotation, cellular component: microtubule organizing center. The record is from RefSeq and is a predicted model, not a curated record.